Rhincodon typus (whale shark) is the source of this 3301-nucleotide messenger RNA. RefSeq names its product arginyl aminopeptidase (aminopeptidase B). Gene Ontology annotation, molecular function: zinc ion binding; metalloaminopeptidase activity. The record is from RefSeq and is a predicted model, not a curated record. Lineage: Eukaryota; Metazoa; Chordata; Chondrichthyes; Orectolobiformes; Rhincodontidae. Bases 16 to 1938 code for a protein of 640 amino acids. The transcript has 11 exons. Gene Ontology annotation, biological process: proteolysis.
CGCAGUGCCUAGCGCAUGCGCCCUGGUGUCACGCCUCAGUGGGAUAGAGAGAGAGUGAUGGCGAAUGAGGAUAUGCUGGAGCGGAGUGUGGACGCCGCCACCUCCUCCAGCUUCCGACACUUUCGUGUGCGGCAUUUCCACCUGGAGCUGCGGGCGGAUUUCGAGCGGAGGCAGCUGCAGGGGCGAGAGGUGUUGGAGCUGAGCUGUGUGCGGCCUGAGGGCGGGGGUCAGGAGCUCCGCCUGGACACUCACCCCAGCGUUAGUGUCCACUCGGUGUCAGGGCGGUGCGGGGACCGAGAAGGCCAGCUCCAGCCCCUGUGCCACAAAAUCCAACCCUUCACCAGCUAUGGCUGCACCUUGGUGCUCACCUUACCCCAGCCGUGCCAAACCGGUGACCAGCUGCAAGUAGUCAUCGACUACACGGCCACCGAUGGACCCGGGGUUGUUUGGCUGGACCCAGAACAGACAGCAGGAAAAGUCAAGCCAUACCUCUUCACUCAAGGUCAGGCUGUCUUGAACAGAUCCUUCUUCCCUUGUUUUGAUACCCCUGCAGUUAAGAGUACUUAUUCUGCCUCCAUUAAGGUUCCUAAAGGCUUUACAGCAGUUAUGAGCGCAACUGACUGGGAUCAUGAUGAAAAAGAAAACAUAUUCCACUUCAAAAUGCAACAACCAAUUCCUUCAUAUCUUGUUGCUUUAGCAGUUGGUGACAUUGUCUCUGCUGAAGUUGGACCGAGGAGUCGUGUCUGGACUGAACCUAGUCUGUUAGAAGCUGCUAAAGAGGAAUAUGACGGUGUGAUCGAAGAUUUCUUGAAAGUUGGUGAAAAGCUGUUUGGGCCAUAUGUGUGGGGAAGGUACGAUCUUCUCUUCAUGCCUCCGUCUUUCCCAUUUGGUGGGAUGGAGAAUCCCUGUCUUACGUUUGUUACUCCAUGUCUGUUGGCUGGAGAUCGUUCAUUGGCUGAUGUCAUCAUCCAUGAGAUUUCUCACAGCUGGUUUGGCAAUCUUGUAACAAAUGCCAACUGGGGAGACUUCUGGCUUAAUGAAGGCUUUACAAUGUAUGCUCAGCGGAGAAUUUCAACAGAACUUUAUGGUGCAGCAUAUACUUGUCUCGAGGCUGCUACAGGGAGAGCUCUGCUUCGACAACACAUGGAUAACACUGGGGAGGACCAUCCACUCAACAAACUGAAGGUCAAAAUUGAACCAGGUAUUGAUCCUGAUGACACAUAUAAUGAAACUCCAUAUGAGAAGGGCUACUGCUUUGUAUCAUAUUUGGCUCAUCUUGUGGGUAAUCAGGACAAAUUUGAUGCAUUCCUUCGGGCUUAUGUGGACAGAUUCAAGUUUCAAAGUAUUGUAGCUGAGGAUACUUUGGAUUUCUAUUUAAGCUAUUUCCCAGAGCUCAAGGAAAAGAAUAUCGAAAAAAUACCAGGCUUUGAAUUUGACUGCUGGUUGAACACUCCUGGAUGGCCACCUUACCUACCGGACCUUUCAUCUGGUGAUACUUUGAUGAAACCUGCAGAAAGCUUGGCAAAUCUGUGGCUAGCUGCAGAUCUGAACAUGGAUGCUAUCAAAGCCAUUGAUAUGUCAUCAUGGAAAACCUACCAGAUAGUGUACUUCCUUGAUAAACUCCUGGAAAAAUCACCUUUACCUCGAGGUAAUACUGAAAAGCUUGCUGAAAUGUAUCCAAAAAUAUCCAAGGCUAAGAAUGCUGAACUGCGUUUUCGAUGGGUGCAGAUUGUUAUUAAAAACCACUACGAGGAUGCAUUUGAUGAAAUCCAGAAUUUCCUCCAUAGUCAGGGAAAACAAAAGUAUACUGUUCCUGUUUAUCGAGCGAUGUGGUCUAAAAGUGAAAAGACACGUAAACUGGCACAGGAGAUUUUUGCAGCCACAGAGAAGCAGCUCCACAAAAAUGUUCAAAAUUAUGUGAAGAAGAUUUUUGUCUAACACUUUUAUGAUUCAUCCUAUAAAUGAUGAAGUCUUAAAAUUCUUAAAAAUUUUCUAUUUUACACUUUUUUAAAUUUUCCAGCAGACUGUUUUGAAUAUUCAUAUUUCAAAAUGUCCAACUGUUAAGCAUAAUUAUGCCUUCAAAUUUAUGUUUAUAAAAUCAGGUAAAAUCAGUGAUUGCUUUUGAAUCUGUAAUCUCUUCGUUAAUGAAGUACAAAAUUUCCAUGUUUCAGUAAGGAGUCCUCAAUUUAGUAUUUUCCUUAAUAGGUUUGACCUGUUAAAGCUAGUAAAUUCAACUGUUUGUUGAUCCCACAGAUUCACCUGUAAUCACUUUUACAGUUAACUUAGAAAAUUAAAGGUGUAUCAGAGAAGUGUAACCAAGAUUUGAAUCCUGAAUUGAGGUCCUAGCAUCCAAACAUUUUGAUCUCUUUAGCGAGUGCAUCUAUUUAGUAUAUUCUAAUCUUUGUCUUUUCAAUCUAAUCACCUGGCUGUGAAUGAGCUUCAGAACAGUAUGAUGUAAUAUUGCUUUUGACAGUUGUCUGUGGGGAUGACGAAGAAUGUUAGGAGAAUCAUUACAAAAAACCUAGCUAUAUCUCCUGCAAGCUUGUCAACCAAUAGACUUCUCCAGCAUUCAAGGUCCAAACCAGAAGACUAGGAACAAUGCUCCUAAACUUAGGUAAAUUUCUAAAUUUUAUAGGGAAUCUAUUACAUUUAAAAAUACACAACAAAGUGAAAAACAUCAUGACUUUCUCGUGAAGGAGUGAACACCCAAAGACUUCCUGAAGCAACUUUGAGGGGACCAAAUUUCUAAUAAACUAAGAUUUUAGUAUUCAAAAUUUAGUAUUUCCUGUGUAACAUGUGACGAUCUUUCUGUGUUAAAGUAGUAACAAUCAUUUUACCUGCAUAAAAUUGUUUUCAGACACACUACCUUGUUAUGAGUGGAAAAUAAAAUGUGUUCUUGGACGGGUGUAAACUAACCCUGAAAUAAGGGGCACAGUGGUCAUCUGAUGUCAUAAGGAUAUUGGCCACAAGGAUGCAGAUAAUUGACUCACUAAGCUAACUGCUCCUAGAAAUCAGGUACGUCAGGAGGUCUUCAUAGGGUGAUCUUUGAUAUUUUCUCCAGAUGGAUGAUGGACCAAAAGAAGAGGAAGAUUUCCCAACUUUAAUGAGAACAACACAUUUUGUUCCUGUCUGUCGUCUGAUAUCAGUGAACAAUGCCCAUAUCAUGGAUACAUACUUUUCGUUGUCUAAUGAACUAAUGUAUCAAAUCUAAAUUGCUGCUUCUAAAGAAACUCAAACACAAUGAAUUGUCAAAUGCCAGGAUUGGAUAAUGAUCAUGAGUAAAAAAAUUCAUUUAAAACCA